CGAGCGGGGAGGCUUGACUGCACCGGGACCUGGCUCCACUCUACGCGUCCCUGCUAACCGUGCGAGAUGCUGUGGCGAAGCGGCCAGCUGCUAAGGCGAUUCUCCACCGCCCGGGUCUAUUACAAAAACAAGCUGAAGUUGGCACUUAUAGGCCAGAGUCUCUUUGGGCAAGAAGUCUAUCAUAACCUCCGGAAACAAGGCCAUCGGGUAGUUGGAGUGUUCACGGUUCCAGACAAAGAUGGAAAAGCUGAUCCAUUAGCUCUGGCUGCACAGAAAGACGGCAUCCCGGUGUUCAAAUUCCCCAGAUGGAGAAUCAAAGACAAGACCAUUAAGGAAGUCAUCGAAGCCUACAGAUCGGUGGGAGCCGAACUGAACGUUCUUCCCUUCUGCACCCAGUUUAUUCCCAUGGAUAUUAUCGAUGGCCCGAAGCAUGGCUCUAUUAUUUAUCACCCGUCUAUCCUGCCCCGUCACCGAGGAGCUUCCGCUAUCAACUGGACUUUAAUUCAGGGAGAUAAGAAAGCUGGCUUUUCCAUCUUCUGGGCUGAUAACGGUCUGGACACGGGGCCCCUUCUCCUUCAGAGGGAAUGUGAUGUGGAGCCCAAUGACACAGUGGAUGCCCUUUAUAAUAGGUUCCUUUUCCCAGAAGGAAUCAAGGCCAUGGCAGAAGCUGUCCAGCUGAUUGCCGAUGGCAAAGCUCCUCGUAUCCCUCAGUCAAAGGAAGGCGCCACAUAUGAAGGCAUCCAGAAAAAAGAAAAUGCUAAGAUUUCUUGGGAUCAGCCUGCAGAAGCUUUGCACAACUGGAUUCGUGGUCAUGACAAAGUGCCUGGAGCUUGGGCAGAAACAGACACCCAGGUGGUUACAUUCUAUGGCUCGUCAUUACUGGACGGUUCUGUGCCACCUGGAGAACCCCUGGCAAUCAAAGGUGCUGAGAAGCCGGGUCUUGUCACCAAAAAUGGGCUGGUUCUUUUUGGCAAUGAUGGGAAAAUGCUAGUGGUGAAAAAUAUUCAAUUCGAAGAUGGAAGAAUGAUCCCUGCUUCUAAAUACUUCUCAAAGGGGGAAACAUGUGUGGUAGAACUCACCGAUGAGGAAAAGAAAGUGGCCCAAGAAAUCAAGGCUAUCUGGGCAGGAAUUCUGAGCAACGUUUCUGCCGUUGAGGACUCCACAGACUUCUUUAAAUCUGGGGCAAGCUCAAUGGAUGUUGUCAGGCUGGUUGAAGGGAUCCGACAGAAAUGUGGUGGGCUUCAGCUGCAGAACGAAGACGUGUACAUGGCCACCAAGUUUGGAGACUUCAUCCAGGUGGUUGUGAGGAAGCUUCGGGGCGAGGAUCAAGAGGAAGAGCUGGUCGUGGACUAUGUUUCGAAAGACAUCAAUAAUAUGACCCUGAAAAUGCCUUAUCAGUGUUUCAUCAACGGGCAGUUUGUGAACGCUGAAGAUGGACAGACGUAUGACACCAUCAACCCAACCGACGGAUCCACCAUAUGUAAAGUAUCAUAUGCUUCGGUGGCUGAUGUUGACAAAGCAGUAGCGGCUGCUAAAGAUGCCUUUGAAAAUGGCGAAUGGGGAAAAAUGAAUGCCAGAGAAAGAGGAAGACUGAUGUACAGACUUGCAGACUUGAUGGAAGAAAACCAGGAAGAGCUGGCGACCAUCGAGGCCAUUGACUCCGGGGCUGUGUAUACUUUGGCUCUGAAGACCCACAUCGGCAUGUCUGUGCAGACGUUCCGAUACUUUGCAGGCUGGUGUGACAAAAUCCAGGGUUCUACAAUCCCGAUUAACCAAGCCCGCCCAAACCGUAAUCUGACCUUCACCAAGAAAGAACCUCUGGGCGUCUGUGCAAUUAUCAUUCCUUGGAAUUAUCCCCUAAUGAUGCUGGCAUGGAAGAGUGCAGCAUGUCUGGCGGCAGGCAACACCUUGGUGCUCAAGCCAGCACAGGUUACGCCCCUGACAGCCUUGAAGUUUGCAGAGCUCACCGCCAAGGCUGGCUUUCCCAAGGGAGUGAUCAACAUCAUUCCCGGCUCAGGCGGCUUAGCUGGACAGCACCUAUCUGAACACCCAGAUAUUCGCAAACUUGGCUUCACCGGUUCUACGGCAAUUGGCAAACAAAUCAUGAAGAGCUGUGCCGUGAGUAAUUUGAAGAAAGUUUCCCUUGAGCUUGGUGGCAAGUCCCCGCUGAUCAUUUUUAGUGACUGUGAACUGGACAAAGCUGUGAGAAUGGGCAUGGGAGCUGUGUAUUUUAACAAGGGCGAGAACUGUAUUGCAGCAGGCCGGUUAUUUGUAGAAGAAUCCAUUCAUGAUGAAUUUGUGAGACGAGUGGUAGAAGAAAUAAAAAAGAUGAAAAUCGGCGACCCCCUGGACAGAGCCACCGAUCACGGCCCCCAGAAUCACAAGGCCCACUUGGACAAGCUUCUACAAUACUGUGAGAUGGGGGUGAAAGAAGGUGCCACUCUGGUGUAUGGAGGAAGACAAGUCCCCAGGCCUGGCUUUUUUAUGGAGCCAACUGUGUUCACGGAUGUUGAAGAUCACAUGUACCUUGCCAAAGAGGAGUCUUUUGGGCCUAUUAUGGUCAUUUCUAAGUUUAAAAAUGGGGAUAUUGAUGGAGUGUUGCAACAAGCAAAUAACACAGAGUAUGGCCUGGCUUCAGGGGUUUUCACAAGAGACAUAAACAAAGCCAUGUAUGUGAGUGAAAAGCUGGAAGCGGGGACGGUCUUCAUUAAUACCUACAAUAAGACUGAUGUGGCAGCCCCAUUUGGUGGCGUGAAACAGUCUGGCUUUGGCAAAGACUUGGGAGAAGAGGCUCUCCAUGAGUACCUGAAAACGAAGGCAGUCACUCUGGAAUAUUAGAUCACCUCUAGAGGUAAUCUCCAUCACUGUGUUCUCCACCCAGCGCUUGAUAGGACUCCUGGGAGU
Messenger RNA from Phascolarctos cinereus (koala), 2904 nucleotides. It is a transcript of the gene ALDH1L2, whose product is annotated as aldehyde dehydrogenase 1 family member L2. Gene Ontology annotation, cellular component: cytoplasm. The record is from RefSeq and is a predicted model, not a curated record. Gene Ontology annotation, molecular function: formyltetrahydrofolate dehydrogenase activity; oxidoreductase activity, acting on the aldehyde or oxo group of donors, NAD or NADP as acceptor. Gene Ontology annotation, biological process: 10-formyltetrahydrofolate catabolic process; one-carbon metabolic process; biosynthetic process. Lineage: Eukaryota; Metazoa; Chordata; Mammalia; Diprotodontia; Phascolarctidae.